AUGUCGUUAACACCCGAAGCGUUGAUGGCAUUGUCGACCGCCUUCACGGAAGCGAUUCGAGAAGCAACACGAAUGGCCGCGGAAUCGACAACGGGGACCACAACCUCCACGCACUUAAAGCCACCAUCGUUUAAAAUAAGUGAAUAUCGAUCCUCUGAUGGGGCCACCGUCGAAGAUUAUUUUAAACGGUUCGAGUGGGCACUCAAAUUAAGUAAAAUCGCCGAAGAACAUUGGGCCAACUUCGCUCGCGUUCACAUGGGAACAGAGCUCAACCAGGCACUCAAAUUCUUGGUAAGCCUACGAUCACCUGAAGAUCUCACAUUUGAGCAAAUACGGGAUACCCUUAAGAACCAUAUAGAUCGCGCUAAAAAUAAAUUUGCGGAAAGCAUCCGAUUUCGGAAAAUCUGCCAACAAAAAGAUGAAACGGUAGCAAAUUUCGCUCUUCGUUUACGGCAAGGUGCAGUUCACUGCGAGUACGGAGAGUUUCUCGACAGAAUGCUAAUAGAACAAUUAUUGCAUGGGCUCGAAUCUAGUGACACGUGCGACGAAAUUAUAGCAAAGAACCCGGCAACUUUUGAUGCGGCAUUUGAUAUCGCACACACUCUUGAAGCAACUCGACUUACCGCUAAUGAGGUUAAAACUACGAUGACACCAGCUCCCGAAGCUACGCAUAAACUAGAUUAUACACAACCGAAAAAAAAGUACGGCAACAAACAAGGACGCCAGAGAUCAUCAUCACGCAAUCGACAGCAGCAAUACCAACACAAGCAGAAAGAUUUCUCAAAAAAGAAGCAGGACCAGCGAUGCCAAGGAUGUGGUAGAGACCAUCCACGGAGUCAAUGUCAAUUCCGAGAUGCCGAAUGUCAUAAUUGCGGUAUUAAGGGACACAUCGCUACAGUGUGUCGAUCCAAGAAGAAAGAAAAAUCCGAUCAAGUUUCUGACGCACUCGUACCAGCAGAUCACGUCGAUUCUAUUCAAUACUUCAACAAGGUCAAUGACAUCAACACUUCCAACCUAGCACGGAAACGAAUGAUCAAUGUCUCGAUCGAUGACCAUAAUUUAGAGAUGGAGCUGGAUACUGGAGCACCCUGCGGUAUCGUAAGUAAAAAAAUGUUACAUACCAUUAAGCCUACAUGUUUGUUGCAGAAAACUGAUAGACAGUUCGCCAGUUAUACGUCUCACAAAAUCAAUUGUAUUGGACGACUGCCAGUCAAUGUCACAAUUGGCCGAACUACCAAGAGGCUUAAUUUAUACGUGGUGGAUGGUAAUUUCGAUACGCUCAUGGGUCGAGAAUGGAUCUCACACUUCACCCACGAAAUAGAUUUCGCAAAACUAUUCUCAUCGCCAGACGGGAUUCACGCGGUGUCAACGGUACCGCCCUGUCUUACCGCAGAGCAAAAAGGUCAGCUAGAUCAACUCCUGAAUCGAUUUCAAGAUGUAUUCGACGACGUAGCAGGGAAGCUAUCGGGCCCGCCUGUCAAGAUACAUUUGAAACCAGAAGCGACACCAGUCUUCGCCAAAGCACGUGAAAUACCUUACGCACUCCGCGAUGCUUACGCGAGGGAAAUCGAUGCGAAAAUCAAGUCAGGACUCUACAAAAAAGUCGAUUAUUCAGAAUGGGCGUCGACUACGCACGUUGUAACGAAGAAAAAUGGCAAAAUCCGCAUCACGGGUAAUUACAAGCCAACACUUAAUCCGCGUAUCAUUAUAGAUAAACAUCCGAUCCCGAGGGCUGAGUCAAUAUUCAAUCAAAUGAGAGGCGCAACAACCUUUUGUCAUCUCGAUAUUACAGAUGCGUAUUCACAUCUUCCUGUGGAUGAGAAAUUCAGUCACGCGCUUACGCUUAACACACCAACACAUGGCUUAAUUCGACCGACACGCGCAGUGUACGGCGCCGCAAAUAUUCCAGCUAUCUGGCAACGACGGAUGGAGUCUGUCCUCCAAGAUCUUCCUAAAGUACGCAAUUUUUUCGAUAAUGUACUACUUUUCGCCGAUAACUUUGCCGAUCUAAUGAUAACCUUGGAAAAAAUGCUGGAAAGAAUGCGCUCUCAUGGUUUACGACUCAAUCGCACAAAAUGCGUCUUCGCAUCACCCUCUGUGGAAUUUCUAGGACAUAAGAUCGACGCUCAGGGCAUCCACAAAUCGGAUAAACACAUUGAGGCAAUCCGAGAUGCGCCGAAACCGUCAACGCAUGAAGAACUCCAAUUAUUUCUGGGGAAAGCCACAUACUACAAUGCAUACAUCCCGGAUCUCGACGAGAGACCGUCCGCUGCGAGAUAUACUUCGUCAGGAGACUUUCAAAUGGACGCCUGCUGCAGAAAAGGCAUUUAA
This is a messenger RNA of Solenopsis invicta (red fire ant), 2331 nucleotides long. RefSeq lists its product as uncharacterized. The record is from RefSeq and is a predicted model, not a curated record. Gene Ontology annotation, molecular function: zinc ion binding; nucleic acid binding. Bases 1 to 2331 code for a protein of 776 amino acids. The transcript has a single exon. Lineage: Eukaryota; Metazoa; Arthropoda; Insecta; Hymenoptera; Formicidae.